This is a messenger RNA of Neodiprion virginianus, 1038 nucleotides long. RefSeq lists its product as uncharacterized. Bases 1 to 1038 code for a protein of 345 amino acids. Lineage: Eukaryota; Metazoa; Arthropoda; Insecta; Hymenoptera; Diprionidae. The transcript has a single exon. The record is from RefSeq and is a predicted model, not a curated record.
AUGUCUAAGUCGCGUUCUGUUUACACACACAAUGUAUACAAAUUUCAAAGGUCGGUACUCAAUCUUGAGAUUAGUGACGCUCACGCGACCAUUGUUAAAUACCAAAAUAUUUUGUUGUCGCUGGAGAAUGACAUCUUAAUUGAAUUACCGGUUGAAGUGUCAAAAAAAUUCUUCGACACGCAACACUUGAAAUUAGAACCGGCCUUCAACGCUUACAAGACGGCUAAUAUCAACAAGUUAGCUAGUCUGAUCAAUAACAAAAAACGACUCAAUUUUAAUCCAAUUGACACGACCUCUGAAAAUUGGUUAGUAAACCUCAGCAGCACCGAGAUUCCGGUCAAUGUUAUCGACGUACUAAAAAUGGGACCUAAAUAUGGCAUUCCUUUUAAGAAUAACCGCAUUCCAACCAACAAACUCAUAUCGGAUUUCGAAUCAAAGAUCUCCUGCAUUCCUUUUAAUUCUCGUAAUACGGCUAGGCAAGAUUUCACCAAUACAAUAAAAAAGUUCAUUAACACUCCUGCUCCCCUUAACGCCGAUAAGAACGUCCUUCACAAAAAAAUCAAUGAAACUAAGAUCUUCCAAAACAACAAUCAGGAUUUGCUUUUCUUGAAGGCGGAUAAGGGAAACAAGACUGUUGUGAUGAACAAACUAAUGUACGAGGCCAAAAUGUUGCAACAACUAUCUAACAAUAAUUCUUAUAAAGUUGUUAGAUAUGAUCUCACUUCUACUUUGCAACAAGAAGUAAAAAAACUAACAACUGAUUGGGUCGAUAGCAAAUUCAUCUCUAAUCAACUGAGACGUCAAAUUGCUAAAACGGAUUGCCUACCACCUAGAGCUUACGGACUACCGAAAAUCCAUAAACCUGAUACACCGGUACGAAUCAUUGUGUCCUUCACUGAUAGUCCGACGAUUAAUCUGGCUCGUUUCCUUAGUAAAUGGAUAGGUAAUAACAUCACACCUCCCUUGUCACGGAUAAGAGAUAGUUUUGCGUUGGUGAAUGCUAUUAGGGACCUUCGUCUUCCAGCUGAUUAUAUUUAA